AUGUACGAUAGGGAUCCAUGGGGUGGCCCGCUGGAGAUCAACACGGCGGACUCGGCCACCGACGACGACCGCAGCCGGAACCUGCAGGACCUCGACCGGGCGGCGCUGUCGUCUCGGCCGCUCGACGAGACGCAACAGAGCUGGCUGCUGGGCCCCACCGGGGAGCAAAAGAAGAAGAAGUACGUGGAUCUGGGAUGCGUCAUCGUCAGCUGCAAGAUCUUUAUCUGGACGGUAAGGACACUCCUCCUCUUCGGCUUGCUCGCCGGACUGAUCGUCCUCAUUGUCAAGACCGUGCCGCGUCACCACCAUGCCAAGCCUCCUCCGGACAACUACACUCUCGCUCUCCACAAGGCUCUCAUGUUCUUCAACGCUCAGAAAUAUUCUCUCUCUAAGUUUCUCUCUCCGCCGCCAGCUUCCGAUUGCACUUGGUCUCUCUACGAUGAUCCUGUCCUCCAAGUCUCCCUUCAAAUCGAACAGUUGCCGAUCACCGCCGCGCUCUCCAAGUUCUUCUCUGACGUCCUCCUCAGAACCUCGCCGUCGACGUCGCAGACUUCGAGGCUCCGAAACGGCGCAGUUUUCGGUUCCGGAAGCAGUGCAGUUUGGGUUUCGGAGUUCUACUUUCAAAAUGGUCUCCCACCACCUAAUGGACUUAAGAAACAAUGUCUUUCCAGAAUUGAUGAGCUUUUCAUCAGUCAUAUGGAUGGAUUGCAAAUGCAGGAAUUUAAGACAGUUACAAAGGAAGUAUGCAAGCUACCAACAUUUUUAUCUUAUUCUCUCUUUAGAGAGAUAGAUACUGGCUGCAGUGGGAUAGUGGCCAGGUCGUCUCUGAUUGAUGAUGCAUCGUCAGGUAUUUCUAUCGGUGCCCAAAGGAACUCUCUUAGUGCAAAUGCCGCUGGGAUCAACUCACUGCCUUCCAUGUUUCAGGCUGGUAGUACACCCCCACUUCCACAGCGAAGUUCCUCCAGCUCUCCACGUUUUUCAACACCGAAAACCAGCCCUUCUUAACUAGGCUCUCGUUUUAUUUACCUUUGUUAUCCAUUAGCAUUGUGAAACAUUUUUUACAUGGUUCUUGUAAGACUGAGAAUUUCACCUUUUUUUAUUCUUCUAGCUUCGAAUUUCUUCAUAAAUCUCAUUUA
Molecule: messenger RNA, 1136 nt
Organism: Rosa rugosa (rugosa rose)
Lineage: Eukaryota; Viridiplantae; Streptophyta; Magnoliopsida; Rosales; Rosaceae
Exons: 5
Coding region: 1-1005 (334 amino acids)
Biological process (GO): protein dephosphorylation
Cellular component (GO): protein phosphatase type 2A complex
Molecular function (GO): protein phosphatase regulator activity
Source: RefSeq, a predicted model, not a curated record